This is a messenger RNA of Dermacentor albipictus, 3392 nucleotides long. RefSeq names its product protein SHQ1 homolog. Gene Ontology annotation, cellular component: cytoplasm; nucleoplasm. Gene Ontology annotation, biological process: box H/ACA snoRNP assembly. The record is from RefSeq and is a predicted model, not a curated record. Lineage: Eukaryota; Metazoa; Arthropoda; Arachnida; Ixodida; Ixodidae.
CACUUCAAGUAUUCUAGGCAUUGUGUGGCCACCGGGGCGAAGCUGUCCUUUGGUUUUCACAUCCCGAAACUUGGCUACGCUUCGCCAUCCCUUUAGCUGAUCGUAGCUGGUCUUUAUUUGAAUGAGUUUUGCAAAGAGGCCAACUCACGAGUAGAAAGAAAAAUGUUGACACCGGCGUUCGAGCUAAAACAAGAUGAUGACUUCUUAAUAAUUGAGAUCAAGGCACCGUACUCUAAGAUUUCGGAGGCGGAGAUCUACUUCUACGAAGAGGAGUUCAAGUUUUACUCCAAGCCGUACUACUUAAGACUGCACUUGCCUGGAAAAGUAGUUGAAAAUGGUCGCGAGAUGGCAAAAUAUAUUUCUGACAAUGGCACAUAUGUGGUUCACAUGCCAAAGCAGAGUCCAGGGCAGGUUUUCACUGACCUGGAUCUUUUGACCAAGCUCUUAGCACCAAGUCCGAGGGCAGCAUCUGCAAGACCGGUGAUAGAAGUUCUUGAGAACCUGUCUGCCACUGACGAGGAGCCACCUCAAGUGGAAGAAGACUGGCACGUGGAACAAAUGCCAUGGACACCUCAGGAUGAAGUCUCUCUACUAGAGGGCAGUGUCCGGAAGUAUGGCUUUGACAGGCAGAGGACAGGUGUCAUCGCACGUUUCAAGGAGGAGAUGUCUGACCUGGUGGACAUUGCUGAUCCUGAAUGCAAGAGCGUCCAGGAAGCCCGGAAGGAGCGUCUGAAGGCAGAAGAGGGCCACUUCAGUGCAGAACACUACCUAGCUGACCGUUAUGAACCUGCUGGCGUGGAGCAAAUCUUGGGCUAUGAGGCCCCCUGGUGGAACCUGGCAACGCGCUUGGAUGGCAGCGGUGAUACAACUGAGGACCUCUUUAGUUUCACAGAAGCAGAAAAGACCAAGAUGCGUACUCUUCCCCGCAAGGAAUAUCUGCUGGACAAGCAGCUGGAGCUGUCCCUGCAGCUUGGCCUGGUGGAUAUCCUGUUCGCUUACGCCUACAACAAGCGGGUCACUGAGGGCGAAGAUACGGUGGAGUCUGGUUGGAACAUAAGCAAGAUCAGUGCAACGCUGUCAUGGUUUGAGGAGUUCUGGUCCUUGGAGCAGACGGUCAGGAGCUGUUUUCGGCGGUGCCUCACCUACCCACUGUACCGUCACUGGGGUCUCACUUAUGCUGUGCUCGGGGAUGUCAUUCAAAUCCUGCAGCUGGGUCCCCGGUAUGUUCUCAGAUGCCUUCUUGAAAUCCAUGGCAUAUUCAGCCAUCAUGACUCCAGGUACAUCCUUAAUGAUCUAUAUAUCACAGACUAUGCAGUGUGGAUACAGUCCAUUAGUCCAAAGCGCCUGCAGUCUUUAGCAAAUGCUCUGAAACAGGUUAAGGUUCGGAAAGCUGACCUAGGCCUGGACAUUCCUGAGCUUGAGCGUGCAGCGAAGCUUGCCAUUGCAGAAGCAGCUGUUGAGGAGACCACAGCUUCCAACAGCAUCAGAGCAGCCAUGCAGGCACUGUGCAUCUCCAAUCCUCUGGCUUCAACGUGUGAAGGCACUGCUUCAAGUGCCAAUAACAUCAUUGCUGAACCGGAGAGUCGGCAUAGAGAUGAUGAUAAUGAUAGCACCAGCAGCGACAACAGCUCAUGGAGUGAUGGGGAAAGUGACUCAUCAGACUCAACAAGUGAUUCGAGCUCAGAUUCAGAACUGGACUCGGAUGAUGACGAAAUUGCUGCAGCUGGCAUGAGUCAUCGUGGUGACAGUGUGUCUGUGACCUCCAACAGUGAUUCUGACAGUGAUGACUCUGAUGGGAGCAGCUCAGGAGCAGAAGGUGUUGACCAGUGCCUGCUGUUUGUCAAAGAUGCUGAACCUGAGAAGCACCGCUAAUGAUUUCCACCUGAGAAACACUGAGUGCCUAAUUCAGUUGUCUGCCUGUGAAUUUGCGAAGCCUCUCGCUGAUUGCCCUGUGGCUCUUUCUCUCCUCAGGACAGUGCUUUGCAUGUUGAGGGGGGCUGUGGGGUGUGGUGCUGAGGAGCUUGGGUACAGCCACAUUAAGGAGUACUUACUGCACUCUGUCGGCCUGCAUAAGCAUGGAGUGAUAUCCUCAGCCACCUGACACUUGGAAGCACACUAGUUGUUAAACUGUAGGCUGUGGUGUCUUGUAGAGAAUCCACUGUGUGAGGAAACAUUGUGUUGGCCCUGCGCCCACUUGGAGAACCAGAACGCUCAGUGGCAUGCAUAAGUGCAGUGGGUUGCCCUUGAAUGUUACUCCUCACAGAGCAUUUUGACUGACGGCCGCCCUUUUUUCUGCUUAAGCUGCUGAAUAGCCACUGUGCAGCCAGAUGAUGGCAGGAAAUGAUUACGCGCACCGUGAAGAUGAUCGGAAGAAGUAGAAGCACAACUUAUAGGGCAAUAGGGUGUGCACUGUGCUUACAUACACAGAAGCAUGGAAGUAGUUUGUUUUCUGUAAACUUAAAAUGAAACAGCGCAUAACAAUUCAGACUAAGCACUGAUCAUGAACAGAAUGUGUGAGGGCAUUGAAUAUGCCAUGGUUAGGUAAGACUGCAACACAGGGAGGAGCUGGGUAGAGUGAUGACAGCAUUCAUUGUGCCCUAGCCAGCCAGUAUUCACUUAUGAUCCUGUUUUGCUGACCCAAGCAAUUUCUACUCUCAAACAUAGCUUGCAUGAAGUACACUUGCUCGUUAACACACUUGCCAGUAAUUGAAAAGCCCUAACCUUUACAUUAGUGAGUAUCUAAGCAUUGUUAAGGAGCUGUGCAAGCCCAGUCUUAUGUUUCUUUGCACUGGAGCAUUGCUUUACAUCAGUCCUGCUGAAUGUAGCUUAGCACAUAAUGAGGUUCAAGCUAGCAGUAGCAUUUGCGAGAUGCAAAAGUUCGCGUGAGAAUGCCUAAUAAAAAAUAUAAUAAUAAAAAAAGUGCACUUGUACUGUGCAUGUCAUGCCUGAGAAUAAGGAGCAGGGUGUGUGCCAAGGACUAUCUGGUUACAUAUUUCAGCUGAGGUGAGUUGCUAGUGCAACAUAGAUCACCCUGUGCCCUCACUCCUGUGCCUAUGUUUGAGCAAAAGUACCUGUCAUGUUGUCUUUUUGAAACCUUUGUGCCAUUGCAGGGCUUUCCUCAUUCAAGGCACCUGCUCGUCUGCCCUGAAUUUUAAUCUGUGACUAGAUGUUAAAACAAGCUUUCUGAAUGCCUCAAAACAGGCAUUCAUAACCAUAGAUGAUCUGUGCGUGACAGGAUCGCUUGUUUUACGGUGUAUUUGUCAAAUGUGCAUUUUGAUGUGUGUAUUGUAAGUGAGAAUUCAACAUGCAUGUCUGUAAUGCCCUCAUACCUUACUUAACGAAGUUGCAUCCACCACAAAAAUACCUUCAAUAUAUUUGUUAUUAUAAGCAUA